AUGUCAGGGUUUUUUGUCUCGAGAGUAGAAAGUCACUUUUCAAAAAAUCCUAUUAAAUUUAAACCCCGUUCAAACUCAUCUCAGGAAACUAAUAUCGCCACAACUUCAAAUUUGAUAAACAAGUUCAAGCCAAAGAAAGCAUCUCAGGAGACGGAUAAUGAUUUGCCUAAUUCUAUACCUGAAAUGAUUCAAGCUGCUGUUCCUGAGUUCAACUCCAAAUAUUCUUUUUUUGUGAAUCCAUUGCUUUCAUCGGGUCAUACACAAACAGCAUAUACCGCCUUAAACAAAUUUGAAAAUCAACAUAAAGUUCAUUACAAAAGAGAAAUCAUAACUGUUGAAAAUAAGACCUACACUUUGCCCAAUGGAGAUCAGUUGUAUUAUGAUCAAUGGAAAGGCGAAAGUACCAUUGCUUUAGAUUAUGCCGUGGAUCCGGCACUUGGUCCAGAUUUAAACCAUGAAAAAUACAAGCCAGAAUCCCAAACAAGGCCACUUCCACCCCGUACAGAAUACAAAAACCCCAAUGAAGAUUUGAUCGGUGAUGACGAGAAGCCUCUAUUGAUCAUUUUGCAUGGGUUGUCAGGAGGGUCCUAUGAAGCGUACUUGCGAGCAGUUGUUGAUAAAAUCAUCGAUCCAUCCUUUGGAUUCGAUGCCGUCGUUAUUAAUUCUCGUGGAUGUGCCAACCACACAAUUACAUCACCUCAAUUGUAUAAUGGGUUGUGGACAAAUGAUGUGAGGUAUGUGAUCAAUGAGAUCGUCUCAAAAAGGUGGCCCCGGAAAAGAGUUUUCUUGAUGGGGUUUUCAUUGGGAGCCGCAAUACUUGCAAAUUAUUUAGGACAAGAAGGAGCCUACGCAAGUCCUCAGAUUAAAGGGUCGGUGGCAAUUGGAUGUCCCUGGGACUUUGUGGAUGGAAGUUUCCAGUUGCGUGAGUCUGUUAUUGGUCAUUACAUUUAUUCUCCCACGAUGGCAAACAACUUGUUGAAAUUGUUAAACAAUCAUCACAUUUUAUUGGCUAAUGAUUUGGUCAAGGAAUAUAAAGAAGACCCCACUCGAAAUGAAAUUAAAUUCUUAAAGCAAUUCGAUAACAAGUUUACUGCAAAAAUGUUUGGUUUGAAUUCCGCCGAUGAAUACUACAGAAAGGCAAGUCCUAUUCAAAGAUUACUAAAGGUGAGAGUGCCCAUGGUCAUUUUAAGUUCUUUGGACGACCCAGUUGUCGGGUCUAGAUCUUUACCCUUUUCAGAAGUGGAUUUGAAUCCAUAUGUCAGUUUAAUUACAACUAGUGUUGGUGGCCACUUGGGUUGGUUUGCUAUCAAUGGUGAUAGAUGGUACGUCGAGCCUGUUUGCAAAUUAUUGACAGUUUUAAACCAAUACGACGUUGACAAAGAAAGUAUAGUUGAGCUACCAGUUGAUAUUUCUGAAACAAGUUGGAAGUAUGAUAGAUUAGUCAAUGGUAUGUUGGUUGACGAGUAG
Molecule: messenger RNA, 1467 nt
Organism: Candida dubliniensis CD36
Lineage: Eukaryota; Fungi; Ascomycota; Pichiomycetes; Serinales; Debaryomycetaceae
Product: putative carboxylic ester hydrolase
Exons: 1
Coding region: 1-1467 (488 amino acids)
Biological process (GO): medium-chain fatty acid biosynthetic process; medium-chain fatty acid catabolic process
Molecular function (GO): acetylesterase activity; monoacylglycerol lipase activity
Source: RefSeq, a predicted model, not a curated record